Molecule: messenger RNA, 880 nt
Organism: Phoenix dactylifera (date palm)
Lineage: Eukaryota; Viridiplantae; Streptophyta; Magnoliopsida; Arecales; Arecaceae
Source: RefSeq, a predicted model, not a curated record
CGUGCCCGGCAGCAUAUGGGUAAAACCCUCACUUUUCUCAGCGGCGGCACCAGAAGCAGCCUUCUUCUUCGCAGUCCACUGCCUUCCCUCUCAAGCUCCAUCCAUGGCGGCCACCUCUCCUUCCUCGUCUUCUUCGCCGUCUUCAUCGGAGUCUCAUGGAAGCGGCGGCCUCGGGGGAGGGGCGAGAAGGCGGCAGCUGGGGCUCGUAGCGAACGCGAUGAAGCGCAAAGACAGCUUCGUGCAGCUGUUCCUGAUGACCGGGAUCCUGAUGCUGAGCCUGCGAUCGCUGGGCCAGAAAUACCGGAUCCACGACCUCUCCCACGACACCUCCGACCUCCGCCAGGAGCACGACUCCCUCGCCCUCCGCAUGGCCUCCAUCAAGGACGCCCUCCUUCACGAGGCCUCCCUCGAUCCCUCCGGCCUCCUCGCCUCCCACCUCCGCCGCCUCUUCCAAGACCCGAACUGAUGUCACUGAGCUUUCAAAGCUUCCUCUCCCCUCCCCUGAGUUUUGCAGAAAUUUUGUUGGCAGCCAUCGGCAGCAGAAAGUUGUUUGAUUGUUGAGCCACCUGCCAACUGUGGGAAAAGGAGAUUCUUUAUUUUCAGCUGUGGAUUUUGGGACCAACCUGAGCAACAUAGAAAUUUACUGAGAGUAUAAGAAGAAUCUAUAAAGUAAACAUUUUGAACAUGAUUGUGGUAAAAGACAGGUAUUCUGCAUAUGUUUCUCUCUUUCGCCCCCUCUUUUCUUUCUUUUCUCUUUUUCCUCCACAUGUACUUCCUACAUCUGUUUCACACACAGCAAACCGAAAGCCCUAGCUACUGAAGUUCAGAUCUUAUAUCCUGUUCUAUCUGAUUUUUCCUGCACAACUGCAACCAUUGUCAA